Molecule: messenger RNA, 1155 nt
Organism: Trichoderma aggressivum f. europaeum
Lineage: Eukaryota; Fungi; Ascomycota; Sordariomycetes; Hypocreales; Hypocreaceae
Exons: 2
Coding region: 1-1155 (384 amino acids)
Source: RefSeq, a predicted model, not a curated record
AUGCCCUGUUUGCGAGGCAUCGAACUGUCUCUCGUUAUUCAACCAGACUCGGUGCUGCUACCAGAAUUUCCACAUCCUGAUGCUUCUUCAGUUCACGUUGCAUCUGUUGUUGAAGCCUCUCAGAGGGUCCAAGAAAACGAUGUGACUUCUCCCGGUUUGGACUCUCCUCGAAUCCAAAAGACGGCACCAAAAGCCUCCGUCUAUGUCCCUUCUGCACCUGGCUCACAAUUCUGGGUGCAAUAUUCCAUUCAUCGCCAUCCGGAGCCCUCAUGUUACCUCUUCUUUAAGUUGUUUAUGAACGGCCGAAACAUUACGAGUUGUGGGAUUAAGCCGGGUGCGGCAUCAGGCACAAUCACACGGGCCCUCUUCGAGCCAAGUGACAGAUGGCACUUGAAGCAAGAUGGAAUGCUGCUCAAGCGAAGCGGGAUUGAAUCGAGGUCCUUUUGUUUCUCCCCUGGCCCUGAUGCCAUUGCUGCAGCCGAUGACGGGGGUCUGAUCGAAGUUCAAGUCUUUCGAGCAAAAAGCCGUCGGAGAAGCACGCCACAAUUGGCUGUACACCGAGAUCAAGAACGCUAUGGGAUAAUAUCACCUUCAACUGGACUCCUUGAGCAUCCUGAAGAUGCAAUUUACUACGAAUGGAUUUUGCAGGACGCAACGGAGGCACCAUUUGCGACAUUUUGUUUCCACUAUCGUGCUUGGACGUAUCUGUGUGAUCUCAAUCUCGUCACUGACAACGACAACUCCCUACUGUACAAUGCGAGACUCUGGGAGAGAUUUGAGAGAAGUCGGCACGAAGCCACUGACUACUCUGAACUGGAGGAUGGAUCAACGGCUUGCCACGCAGGAUUGGACAGUGUCGACCCAAAAGAGGAAUCACAGAUCUUGGAGGCACACAACAGCCUACCUUUGCUCAGUAAUAAAGUAGUCACAUUCCCGACAAAGUCAUUCAAGAGGCGAUCGAAUUCAUAUACCCACUCAGCCACGCUGCUGCUUCUCCCACCAGUCAUGGAAGAAGACGUAUUCACAAGUUCCUAUGAAUCACCUGGAAACGAGAGGAUGACUGCGCCUCGAUACCGCUACCUGGCCCGAGAAAACCACUAUUUGCGCUUCCGUCGGCCCCUCCCAACAGUGAAUGAGGUGCCAAGGCUUGAAUGA